Molecule: messenger RNA, 1301 nt
Organism: Rhagoletis zephyria (snowberry fruit fly)
Lineage: Eukaryota; Metazoa; Arthropoda; Insecta; Diptera; Tephritidae
Source: RefSeq, a predicted model, not a curated record
AAAAUACCCAGGUUGCGCAACUUCAAUGUAUGUACCUAUACAUACAUACAUAUAUUAAAGGUAUAAAGUGCAAGUGAGAUAUUAUCCGGAUAAACGAAUAAUACCAUAACAAUGAUAACACUUUUUCUUUAAAUAAAUCAAAUAGUACUUUUAAUACUCGAAUUGUAUUAUAGUAGGUAGAGUGGUUGCAUCGAAAGGAAGAGUGGUUGGGUUCGAAACCUGCUGUAGGCAUGUAGUUAUAAACAUGUAUUUCCGUCAGUUAUGGGUAAGUAUGCAGGUAGAUUUUCAAAAUUAUAAGACACAGAAAAUUUCUAAAGCCUACAUCUAAAACAGGUAGUAUUUUCUUUCCCCGGCUUGUUAUAAAAAGGAACCUUUCUGUCUAGGCAAGAUUUGAUUUUUUCAAUUUUAUUCUUGUUCCGAGUAUAAAUAUGAGUUAAUGCGCUUUGAAACUUCAUAACAUCUUCAAGGCUCGCCGGAGAUAGUUCAGUUCAUAAGUCUAAUUUCAAAACCGUGAUUUAUUAAAAAAAAUAAAAUGAGUAAAAGGACGCGAGAAUUUGAGUGUAGUAAGGAUCCAGAUAUGUUCUGUUUCAUGUGUGGCCAAUAUACUAUCAUAAGGCGACGACGAGUGUUCUCAGAUCAUAUCAAAACUUUAUACUCCAAGUAUUUUGGAAUUGAGCCUAAAAAUGCUGAAAAACCAUGGACACCGAACACUUCAGUGGGAAUCAGGACAACAAACAAAAUUUGAUACACCAAUGAUAUGGAGAGAACCUACUUGCCAUUCAAUAGAGUGUUAUAUUUGUCAAACAAAAGUACUUGGCGUUGGAAGAUCAAGAUCCUAUGCUAGCGUACCUACAGUGACAUUACCAGUACUACAUUCAACGGCAGUUGCGGAUCCAGUUCCAUUGUCAACAGUAACAUCUGAGUGCAGGGGAUCAAGUUGUACUGAAUUUCGCAUGGAAAACGAAAGAAACGUUCUGUCACAAGCACAACUUAAUGAUUGGAUAAGAGAUUUGGAACUAUCCAAGGUCACGAACCAUUUUCCAAACACUAUACCAAGAAAGACAGUAUAUGCUACUGCAACGACAUCCCUGGUUUAUUCAAAGAGUUUGGUCAAACAUAUGAUUCAAAAGAGUGGCGAUUGUUCAUAGACGGCAAUAAACUGAGUUUGAAGGCUGUAUUAUUGCAUAUUGGUAACAAAAAGCCUUCUAUCCCGAUUGCACAUGCAGUAAAUACAAAGGAAACCUACGAGGAAAUGCAAAAAAUACUCAAAUUUAUCAAAUAUGAAAAAAAAAGUUAAAAAU